UUUAUCUAUAAAACUGUGAAUGCAUUACGAGUUGAUGCACAUAAACCUGAAGAAGUAUGAAGAAACUGAUCUUUCCCUUUAUCUUGUUGAUCGCAAUAAGUGCUGAGCUUCAAACAGUUGCCGGGCGGCGCUGUGGUAAUCGACAAAUUUCUCGCGUAAUCGGAGGUUACAAUGCAGCUAGAUGGCCCUGGCAAGCAGAACUCUUGAAAAAGUCUAAAGAUGGCUCAUUUAGACACCUUUGUGGAGCCUCACUCAUCAAUGAUCAAUGGGUUGUCACGGCAACACACUGUCUCUUCGCAAACCCUUCACCGCAGAUGUAUAAAGUGAAACUAGGGGAAUACGACCGGUAUCUUCCUGAACCAAGCGAACAAGUUUUUGACGUGACUGCCGUUCGACUGCACCAAGAUUUUUUGACCAACAAAGAAUAUGGUUAUGACAUAGCAGUCGUAAAGCUUAGUAGAAAAGUGAAUAUGACUGGCUCGGUCAGACCAAUCUGUCUGCCGCCACCACACCAAAGAAUAGCCGUGGGCACCAUGUGCUAUUUAACGGGUUGGGGGCGAACAUCUUACGCAUCCGGAUCGGCGAGAAUCUUACAAGAGGUUCAACUCCCUAUUGUGAGCUUUGCUGACUGCCUUAGAGGCAACGGUCAUCUCCACUUUGUGGACAACUACACUAUGGUUUGUGCAGGAUUCGGAGGGAACAGUAUUGUCAGUGGCUGUAAUGGCGAUAGCGGUGGGCCACUUGUAUGUAACGAAGGUGGAAGCAUGUCAGGAUAGUCACUGGUACUGCGCACAAUGGGUCAAGAAAAACGUUUGCUUCUCUUACUAUUACAAAAACAUAUUGAAGAAGUAUUGUCCAGUCAGCUGUGGGUAUUGUAAUAGUUCUGUUAUCACCCGCUAGACCAAGACCCAUACCACACUCAUGACCGUCACCCAAAUCCUUAUUCAGCCAAUGACCGCCACCAACAUCUUCACCACAUCCCUAUUGCUGCCACCUAGAUUCUUGCCACGCCUAUGACUGCUACCUAGAUAUGAUCCUCGUCACACCCUUCAACGCCACAUAGAUCCUGAACACUUACGCCACCUACAUCCCGACCACACUUUUGACCGCCACUAGUUCCUGGCCACACUCAUGACUGCUACCUACUCAUGGCCACACGCAUAUAUGUCCGCCACCUUGAUCUUUACCACGCCCAUGACCGCCACCUAGAUCCUGACCACACUCUUGACCGCAACUAUGGUCCUAACCACACCCAUGACCGCCACUAGUUCCUGAACCACUCUUGACCGUCACUAUGGCCCUGACCACACCCAUGACCGCUACCUACUCAUGGCCACACCCUAGACCACCACCUAGAUCCUGACCACACUCUUGACCGCCACUAGUUCCUGACCACACCCGUGACCGCUACCUACUCAUGGCCACACCCUUGACCGCCACCAAGAUCCUCGCCAAGACUAGGAUCACAACCUAGAUCCUACGCCUCUCAUGAUGCACGUCCAUAGCUCAAACCUAAAACAAGACACGUUUAUGGUUACUGCUUACACCUUAACCAUUACCAGGCUCAUGACUGCUAUACCUCGACCUCACGCUACUUCUUUCGGCCAAACCUAGAACAAGACGCCUAACACACAACGUCCAUGAUCGCUUCCGAGAACUGUCACCAUACCCUUAACUUCAACCUUGAACAAGACGCUUUCUACGACCAUGUCCACGACCUAGAUCUCUCACCUUGCGCUUUUACAUAGAACAAAACUAUAGCCUGUACUAUAACAGGUACUUAUAUCUUUACCCCCAUUACGUCCAUAUAUUUAAUCUAGAAAGGGACUCAUAUCACACCCAUAACCAAUUCAUAGACUUCUAAUGUCCAUGGAUUUAACCUAAAACAAGACUGUAGGCUGCCUGUUACUUAAACCUUGACCCUUACCUCGACCAUGGCUAUGACAAGUCGCUACCACGCCCUUGACUAUCUACACCUUUCCACAUGGCAAGAGGUCCCAACUAGAACUAGACUCUAACCUGUCAAAGACCUUCAACGUCUCCACCUCUUGCCCACGGUAUCUAGGCCCUUAAUAUGUCUAUGGCCCCAAUAUAAAACAAGGCUCCAGGCUGUGACUGUUACUCAUACCUCGACCCUUGCCUCGGUUAUGGCUAUGUCAAGUCGCUACCGCGCCCCUUACCACUAAAUAAACCUUUCCAUAUUGGAAGAGGUCUAACCUAAAGUAAGGCUCUAGACUGACUGUACUUAUACCUUGACCCUUACCUUGACCAUGGCUAUGACAAGACUCUACCGCGCCCCUUACCACUACCUAGACCUUUCCACAUGGCAAGAGGUCCAACCUAAAAUAAGGCUGUAGGCUGACUGUACUUAUACCUUGACCCUUACCUCGACAUGGCUAUAACAGGUCGCUACCACGCCCUUGACCACUACCUAGACCUUUCCACAUGGCAAGAGGUCCAAACUAGAACUAGACUCUGACCUUAGACAGAACUUCAACCUCUCCACGUCCAUUGCAACUGCAACGUGGCGUCGUAACAUGCCCAAGGCUCCAACCUCGAACUAGUCACUUUCCACACGCAUUACAAAUUUUUAAACCUUCGGCCUUACUUUUGGAUCCAACAAAAAACUUGUCUUUACCUGUUACUGUCAAACACAAAUGCCUUCACCUUUGACACACCCAUGCCAACUGGAUCUAGGCUCUUAUAUACCAUGCCCACGAUUGAUACCAAAAAUUCUUCCCCUAACGCGCUCAUGAGUACACGAUAGACUUUAAUCUCUAAAUCACACAGCAAUGCAUAGAAACCUUUUCCCUCUUACUUUAACCGGAUUUGAGCAGCUUAACUAUCUAGACAUUCCCAAUCUAAAAUCAUGAAAUAAAUAAUAUGUGAAUAUGCAUAGAAAUGAAAAGAAAAAAAUGGGAUUCCAAAAUCUAAUUAGCGCUUGAGAUAUAAAUUGUUCCCUGACUGUAUCAUGUUAUAGUGAUUAUCCAUGUAUGUACAAACCGAGCAAAUCAGAAAUGUAAAGAAACUCAAUAAAGCAAGCUUGAUUGAAGUGCAAAA
This is a messenger RNA of Actinia tenebrosa (Australian red waratah sea anemone), 3060 nucleotides long. Its product is annotated as elastase-1. Gene Ontology annotation, molecular function: serine-type endopeptidase activity. Lineage: Eukaryota; Metazoa; Cnidaria; Anthozoa; Actiniaria; Actiniidae. Gene Ontology annotation, biological process: proteolysis. The record is from RefSeq and is a predicted model, not a curated record.